AUGUACACAGACACCUUAAUGGAACUGCUUAGUGACAAGAACGAGAGACUAGGAUACCUAGAAGGUGUGGAUCAACUACUAAGUCAAAAAGGAGUUUUUAAUGAUAAAGCACAGGUCACUUUCAUCACGGGCGAUGCUGGGACUGGCAAAUCUAUAUUGCUUCAACAGUCACAGAGUCUCUGGUCCAAAGGUGAACUGGACACAGGGGCGAGGUUCCUCUUCGCGUUCUCCUGCAGACAGUUCAGUGCAUUCCAAGAGUCGGAUAAGAUUUCUCUUUGGGAUCUCAUCUUCAAGCAUAACUACACAUGCCCAGAUGGAGAUAUGAGAAACAACGUUGUUGAAUGCAUCCUUAAGAACCCAGAGAUGGCGAUCUUUACAUUUGACGGAUAUGAUGAGAUCAACAGUAAUUUUGAUCAGGGAACCGACUAUGAGAUCUCCUCAACUGAGGAGACAGCACAUCCAUUAGUGUUGCUGAAGAGCCUACUCAGCGGGAAGUUACUCAAUGGGUCGCAGAAGGUUGUGACAGCUCGAACUGGCACAGAAUUCCUGAGUAUGUUGGUUCGAAAGAGGGUAAUUCUAAAAGGCUUCUCAAUUGAUCAGUUGCAGAAGUACACUGACAAAUAUUCCCACGGAAAUGAGGAUCAGAAGCUGGUUAGUGUCCAAAUAAACUCUAACCACCUCCUCCAAAGCCUCUGCCUAAUUCCUCUGUUCUGCUGGAUUGUCUUUGAGAGUUGCAGUCAAUCGGUGGAGAUCUUGAAAACUUUGGAUCAUGGUGUGACCCUAACCAGUAUCUUCAUGGUCCUGAAGAACAGAUGA
Messenger RNA from Salmo salar (Atlantic salmon), 816 nucleotides. Lineage: Eukaryota; Metazoa; Chordata; Actinopteri; Salmoniformes; Salmonidae. The record is from RefSeq and is a predicted model, not a curated record.